AGCACUUAUAUGCUGUAUUGUGUAUCUGUAUCCUUCCUGCGACCAUGACCGCUGUCUGAUUGCAUUACUGCCAAUGGUACGCGUUCCAGCCGAUCAAUACGUACUAAGACUCCACAUUCUUUGGCUGCUUCGACCACGUUGUACUGUUCCAGGUAGUCAGCCGCGGCUUGGUUGAUUUCCUUGCCGCCCACCCAGACGCCAUUAAUCAAACACCAAGAAAGAAGACGGAAAAGAGAAAAGUGCAAGCAAGUAUAUAGUGAUCACCAUGUCUCGUCGGCCUCAUUCACCGUCCUCCCAUGACCAGGUGUCACCCAUCGACUCCAACGUCCCCAGUGCUUCGAGCCAGAUUUCUCCCGUGUCCGAGCACUCCAUGUCCCGCAACUUCCCCUCGGCUGCUCAUCCAGCUGCUCAUCCUGACAGUGCCUACGGAAGGCUUAGCUCGCAGCGAUUUGGCAACAUCGAUGCAAUGAACCGUCCGCCAUCGCCGCCUCAACACCGGAGUCAACAACAGGACGCGCCAGCUCCACAGAUAACGCAUUCGAACUCGUUACGCACAAACGCCAGCGCUACUCCCGGCAUGGACAACCUGGGCGCUGCCGCCCCGGGCGGCGGCAUUAGUGGGAUUGCAUUCGGCGUUGCAAGUCGCAAUGAAAGACAAAGUGGCCUAGAGGCCAUGCGCUCAAUCGAUGAGCGCGAGCAGCAUUAUUACGAUGGCCCAUCAGAUCGAAAUCACAUAGACACUCGAUACAUUCCACCCCCGGGCCCGUAUUCGGACCAACCUACCGGCCCGUCGACAGCUGAUCAAGGAGCGCGAUACUCAUACCCAUCAAACUCAAGCUUACCACUAGGUGGUGCUGCUCCUCUGGCAGCAAGCUUCACACCAUCUCGCGGUACACCGAGCUUGGCGCCAUCAAAUCCGUCCCAAUUGAGUGUGGGAGAGCCAUAUCCUCGGUACCCCAGUGGUGGCCUGUAUGACGGACCGUAUAGUUCCUACAACGGCCACGACCCAGCAUCAAUAAACCCAGAUGAAAUUGCAGAUGACGGGGAUGACGGCUUUAUACAAGUACCACAGCGACGAUCAGGGCUAUUCGGGAAAAAGUCGAGUCAAGAAGCUGUCGCUGGAGCGGCCGGUGGUGCAGCUGCUGGAGGCGUGUUGGGUGCCAUGAAUAACCUACGUGGUGGCGGUUCUACUGCGUAUGGACCUGUUCCAGGUGGUGAGGCAGCAGCCCAGCGAGGGGAGAAGAACCCGUAUCUAGAUGAGCAGGUCGCCGCAGCGAGUAAGAAAAGGAAGAGGUGGUUGAUGACCCUACUGGUGGGAUUCAUUAUUAUCGCUGUCAUUGUUGGCGCGAUCGUUGGAGGAAUUCUUGGGAGUCGGAAGAAUAAUGCUUCUACAAGUAAUUCAGGGAGUGAUAGCAGCGGAGAUGGCAGCGACGAUCCUGGUACGAAUAUUAACACCGCUACAGGUGAUAUAGCUACAAAUGGAGAUCUCGACAAGAACUCACCUGAAAUCAAGAAACUUUUGAACAACGACAAUCUGCAUCGGGUUUUUUACGGCAUGGACUACACUUCUUGGGGCGUUCAGUAUCCCCUAUGUUUAGAAUAUCCUCCCAGCCCGAACAACGUGACUCGGGAUAUGGCAAUUCUUUCGCAGCUUACAAAUACCGUCCGUGUUUACGGGACAGAUUGCAAUCAGACACAAAUGGUCUUGCACUCGAUUGAUCGCUUGGGACUGACAGAUAUGAAGCUGUGGCUUGGCGUGUGGGUUGACUCAAACGAGACGACUGUGAACCGGCAAAUCGACAUUCUAUAUGACGUGAUAGACGGCAUGAAUAAUACUUCUAUUAUCGAAGGUGUCAUUGUCGGCAAUGAAGUGUUAUACUCCGGUGGCUUUUCUGACCAAUCGACUGCUCAACAAAAACUCACAUCAUACAUGGAGAGUGUGCGUUCGAAUUUGACGUCAAAAGGCUUGAAAAUCCCAGUUGCAACAUCUGAUCUUGGCAACAACUGGAAUGCUGAUCUGCUAGCGGCCUCCGACCUAGUCAUGGCCAACGUUCACCCUUUCUUCGGCGGCGUCCAGGUCGAUAAAGCAGCAGCCUGGACGGCCACUUUCUUCGACCAACACGAUGUCUCACUAAUAUCCGGGACCAGCAAAAGCGCCAUUAUAUCCGAGGUCGGUUGGCCUAGUGGUGGUGGCAAUGACUCCGGCUCUGUGGCUGGUAUUGACGAAAUGAAUCAAUUCAUGUCGGAUUGGGUAUGCCAAGCAUUGAACAACGGCACCAAGUAUUUCUGGUUUGAAGCUUUUGAUGAACCCUGGAAAGUCAAAUAUAACACCCCUGGCAAAGAGUGGGAGGAUAAAUGGGGGCUGCUGGACUCUGGGCGGAAUCUCAAAUCCGGUCUGACAAUUCCAGACUGUGGCGGGAAGACAGUUUAAUUUGCAAAUUUACAUACGUUUAUGUUUACGAAGGAGGGUUCUAUGGCCUGGCGUUUAUGGGAAGCAUUCAUUUGAGCGUUGGCGUUGAGUAGGACUACUUGUUUUGAGCCUUUCAUUGUGAAUAUUUGGAUUCUAUUGGUGGCUCCCACUACAUACCAUUACUUGAGCCUGUGUUAUUAUUAUUAUUAUGAACGAAUGAACGGUUCCAAUUUCUCGGACA
This is a messenger RNA of Talaromyces proteolyticus, 2651 nucleotides long. RefSeq names its product putative cell wall glucanase. Gene Ontology annotation, cellular component: cell surface; fungal-type cell wall; extracellular region. Lineage: Eukaryota; Fungi; Ascomycota; Eurotiomycetes; Eurotiales; Trichocomaceae. The record is from RefSeq and is a predicted model, not a curated record. Gene Ontology annotation, molecular function: 1,3-beta-glucanosyltransferase activity; glucan endo-1,3-beta-D-glucosidase activity. The transcript has 2 exons. Gene Ontology annotation, biological process: cell wall organization; carbohydrate metabolic process. The coding region runs from base 266 to 2431 and encodes 721 amino acids.